Messenger RNA from Clunio marinus, 4869 nucleotides. The record is from the annotation of a GenBank genome assembly. NCBI's taxonomy places the organism in Eukaryota, Metazoa, Arthropoda, Insecta, Diptera, Chironomidae.
GGAAAACUCUCUAUUAAAGUCUUAAAUUGAAAUAAUAAAAAUGGCCCCAGUCGUACAAAUGGAAAGCCAACAACAACAACUUCAAGUAGCAAUUCCGGCUAAUCAAGGAGGCUCUAUCUCAUUGUCGAUGCUUAUUGAUUUUAUCGUGCAGAGAACUUAUCAUGAUCUCACCGUAUUAGCAGAAUUGUUGCCUCGCAAAACGGAUAUGGAGAGGAAAAUCGAAAUCUACAAUUUUGCGGCACGAACUCGUCAACUCUUCAUACGUCUUUUGGCUUUGGUAAAGUGGGCAAAUUCAGCAUCGAAAGUUGAUAAAUCAGCUCUCAUUAUGAACUUUCUCGAGAAGCAAUCGAUGUUGUUUGUAGAAACUGCUGACUUAUUAACAAAAAUGGCUCGUGAAACUUUAGUUCAUGCUCGUUUACCAUCAUUUCAUAUCCCCGCAGCUGUAGAAGUUCUCACAACUGGAUCAUACAAUCGACUUCCAUUAUGCAUCAAGGAGAACCUCGUAAAGCCAGAUCCCAUUCAACCUCAGGAAGUUGAUGCAACUCUUGGUCGACUGAAUCAAGUGAUUCAACAUCGUCUUGUUACGAGUAAUCUUCUGCCACAAAUGAGAAAGUUUAAGAUUGAAAAAGGUCGCGUAACUUUCAAUGUUCCCAAUGAAUUUUCUGUUUCAUUGACAAUGAUGGGAGAUGGUGACGUACCUUGGCGUUUACUUGACAUCGAAAUUCUUGUGGAAGACAAGGAAACGGGCGAUGGUCGAACACUUGUUCAUCCAUUGCAAGUAAACUACAUUCAUGAGCUUAUUCAGAGACGUCUAGUGAAUAAUCAACAAUCAGCAUUAUGUGAAGUUUACAAUUGUCUUCAUUACUUCUGUCAGUCACUCCAACUUGAAGUUCUCUACACACAAACCUUGCGUUUAUGUCGUGAUCGUUUAGAUGACAAUAUUCAUGUUGAAGAAUACAUCAUUGGAAGUAAAUUGACAGUUUCAUAUUGGCGUGAAUUAUCGGGAAGUAAAGAUGGAAGCAGAACAGAGAUGAGAUACAGAAUCUCACUUCUAGCAAACGCUUCCAAUGCCCUCGCUGUCGUUCACAUGCCAUCAACAUCACUCGGCACAAAAGAUUCAGAAACGAAUGUUCGUGAGAAGACUGAACUUGCUGUUAAAAUGUUGUCGAUGGAGAGACUUUUAGUUCAUACGGUUUACUUUCGAAGUGUCGCUCGUUUAAAUGAAAUUCAGUCUGAAUUUAAAAGUUUCUUGAAAGAUCUCGACAGUAAUUUGCAAGGAACGACAGCAAUUCUCACAGUUCCUGUUCUUUAUCCUUGUCUUCGUGCUGAACAAAUUCACAUCACUGUUGACACACACACCGGACGAUAUCAUUGUCACGUCCCAAAACAUCUCGAUUGUCCCAUCAUGAAUGACAUGCAAACAGCUUUAAAUUCUGAUCAUUCAAAGUUACCCGAACUUGUAACUGAGCUUCGCUUUUGGAUAACAAAGCGACGAUGUGAGAAGACGUUGCAACAUUUGCCGGCAAUUGCCAAAGAACGUUUACCAAUCAUAACAUCAGCUGAACAUCCAGCAACAAAGAUUGGACGUCAUAAGAUGUUUGUACAACUUUAUCGUUAUCCGAAUGUCAUUCUUAUCGUGGGACUUAAGUCGAAACCAUCAAAUCCAAAUGAAAUUGAUUAUUCGUUUUAUCUUGUGUACAUUAAACGAGUCUCGAUUGAUGAGAAUUCAAAUGACGAUACACUUUUGGAUUCUGGAACUCCAGCAACAACACCAGCAUCAACGACAAGUGUUGAAGUUCCUAAAAUGUUCUUACGUGUUUUGACGAUGAUUGAGUUUGAUACAUUUGUGUCAACACACGGGCCUGGCACGGCAAUUGUGAAGGAUCUUGAUGAAGAUGUUGUUGGUAUGAAACGUAAAUUAUCAGCCGACACGUCAUCGCCACCUAACAAGCAACAGAAGACAGCAAUUCCAGCAUAUUUCAUUCCUGAAUUAGCUCAUGUUGUUGCAAUGUGUGACGAGAAACUUCCAUUCAUUGCUAUGGCGCAAGAACUUUCAAAACGAAAUAUUCCACAUAGUGGACUGCAAGUUGAAGCUCAUGCAACGUCUUUAAUUCUCAAUCUUUUAUCACUUCCAUCACCAUCUGAAGUUAUCUUUCAAUCACCACAACAAACGACAAAUGAAAAUAAAGCAACAAAAAAUACUGAAAAAGAUGCAAAGCCAACAACAUCUGAUCAACCACAACAACCGCAACAGCAGCAACAACCACAGCAACCAAAAUCGGCUCAAAAAGAUCGUCAAAUGUUGUAUCAAACUUUUGUUACAAAGCCAAUCUACAAUGCACUCAUGAAACGUCUUUUAUCGAUCUCAAUUCGAACACAAUUUACUAAACCAAAUGUCACUGAUCGUUCAUGGAUUGUUGAAUUAAUUUUCAACAGCACACCGUUGCCAAGUAAUCAUCCAAAAGAACAAGGAAAUCGUCGUGCUGUUUACUUUCAUUAUGAGAUGCUGCCAACUGAUUUAAUAUGGAAAACAGUCGAUCAAAUGCUUAAUGAUUGGAUUAAAAUUGUUUUACUCUUCUCACUCAUUCAUGACUUUGCUGAAUUGUAUAAUUGUGACAAGUACAACUUAAAGAGUAUCGUGAGUGUCAAGUCUUACAGUUACACGCAUCUUUUGUUACUUUAUGGUGAAAACAAAGAAAUCAGCACAAACAUUUUCUGGUGUAAUGAAGCCAAACAAUUCUUAAUGACAUUCAUCGGUGGAAAUUUAUCAAUUAAUCCACAUUCAUUACUUAAUGAUCAACUGCAAUCACAUUUGAAUACAAAUCAUUCAUUAUCGCAAAUUGCUCACAUCUUGAAUGAAACUUAUCAACCUUUGGGAUCGAUUGCGAAACUUCCAACUUUACCUCAACUUGGCGUUCAUAAUCCGAAAAUUCCUGUGCUGACUUUUUGUAUAAUUCCACAAUCACCGACAUUGCUGAGAAUUGCAUUUCAUGGAACAUAUUGCUUGGAAGUUCGUUUACGUGGUGGUGGUUUAGUUUCUAUUCGUGACGGUGCUUACAGUCGCUUUGAUCGCGUCAAUGUCGUCAUGGAAUUCUCGCCAACACAAGGACUUAAAGGAUUUUUAUCGAAGUAUGUUGACGAGAACGCCGUUUAUCGUCGUCGAUCACAAUCAGAAGAUGACAAUCCACCAUCACCUAUUCAAAUGGACGAUGGACCGCAAUUAUUCCGUGGACCACAAAGUCCCCGUGAUCCUGGACUUCGAUUUGCAGCACCAGCAACACCGCCAAGUACUUCAAAUCCACAUACACCAGCAAGUCCACAUCCAAUUGGGCAACAACAGCAAACGCAUGGAAAUCAACAUCCAAAUUUUAAUAUGACAUCGCCACCGACACAUAUGCCGCAUCCAUCGCCAGGAUUUAUGCCGUCAUCGCCUUUGAAUCAGGCAAGUCCAAUGACAGCAAUGUCUCCUGGUCCUAGUAAUUUGGCUUACAUACAAGGACAUUCUGAUAGUCCAUUUGGUGCUCAAAUGUCACCAGCAGCAGCUUCAGCAUGGCCUGGUUCUCCAAUACCACGACCGUCGCCACGACCAGGGCAAUCGCCUGAUCACAAACCUCAAAUGAUGCCGCAACAUCAAUUAAGAAUUCUUCCAGCACGAUCAUGGGCUGGAGCUGUUCCAACAUUGUUGACACAUGAAGCAUUAGAAACAUUAUGUCGUCCAUGUUCACUUUCUGGCAUUCCGGGACCGGAAAUGAGUCCACUUGAGAGAUUUCUUGGAUGUGUUUUCAUGAAGCGACAACUUCAACGACUAUUGAAGGAAUCGAAUCUUGCGAUAACGCCGGUUGAGCCAGGGGUUGUCUUAUUUCGUGCUGAAGGUCUUCAAUGUCAAGUGUAUUCAAAUCCAGAUCAUCUUCAAUCAUUGCAGAUAAGAAUAACGCCGACACUUCCGAACCCUCAAGAUAUGAAGCCGCAAUAUCAAUGGAACAUUGAUGACUUGCAAAUACUUGAACAAUUCUUUGAGACAAAAGUUGCAGCACCACCAUAUCGACAAGCAUCCAUGCAUAGUUUCAUUAAACUUUUUGGAGUCCCACCACCGGUUUUGAAAGAUUUAAUUCAAAUUAUUCGAUUGGAGAUGAAACCAGAGCAAUGUAAAUCGAUGGGCUUACAAUGGAAUGUUCAACUUUGUAUGAGAGCUUCGUUUACAUCUUUCCCUAUAAUUCCUUUGGGAACGCCGGGGAUUGUUAACACGAAGAAUAAAUUGCUGAUCUUUUUGGACUUGACGAGAAUCACUGAUCAACCUUUGCAGCAACAUCCAAUUGUUGUGCUUCCCAUUAUUUAUGAGAUUGGAACACAAAUUACACAAUUGGUUGAACGACGUGAUCUCAACACGCCUGCAAUUAUUAUACAAGCAGCAAAUAUGCAACUGAGAAAAUAUUUAGAGAAACGUGGAGUUACAACAGCUGACUCGACAUUAUAUGCGGCAAUUCAUGACUUAUUGUCGAACUUGACGUUUCAAAUUCCUGGACAACCAAAUCAAAUGCCUGGUGGACCACCUUUUAUGCCAGGGCCUGGUUCUGUUCCUGGUCAGGGCCCAGGUAUGCCAAAUCAACAAAUGUCAAUGCAGCAAAUGGUUCCAGGACAACAAAUGAAUAUGGGACCAGAUCAUUCGCAAGUCAUGAACCAACAAGCGAUGGGACAAGUCAUGGGACAGCCUCAAAUGAAUCAAGGCUAUGGAAUGGGACAAAUGAGUGGUGGACCAUCAAACGAAUAAUUUAAAAAGUUUUUAUUCUUUUUUCAUUUUAUAAAAAUAAAAAAUUAAAUAAACAAUAAUUUAAUGGAUACUUAAAAAACACUUUUGGUUCUCAAUGUGGU